AUGGAACGAGAAACCCCCAGUAUCGUAUCACGGGCCCCUCAGGCAGGCCGAUUAGACUCUCCUAGGGAUGAUAGAACAUUUCGUUCUAUCUCUGAGCGACAUGACGACGCAGCCGAGUCUACUGGUGUCGAGAUAUCCUCGACAGUCUUGGGGCAGGAUAACAAAACUGGCCGGAUCCCUUUCUACACUGGCGAGUCUCCAGGAUAUACAUCCAUUCUCGAUGUCUUCACACAACCAAACCAGACUGUGCCAAGGCAUAUUUUGCUUUCACCGAAUAUAUCGGCUUCGCUAUCUACCCAGGAUCGUGAGUUCCUUCAAUACAAGGGUGUAUUCACCAUGCCACAGAAAAAUACCUUUACCGAACUUCUCCGCGCAUAUUUUCAUCAUAUACACCCUAUCCUCCCGAUAGUUGAUGUCAAAGUAUUCUUUAAUUGCAACCAAGGUGUUCAAACCAACGAGUGGAAUUUACUGUUACUAUGGAGCAUGUUCUUUGCGGCAACAAAUUUUGUUGGUGAGGAUAUUUGGUUGCUCGAAGGCUAUUCCUCCCGUAAGGAGAUGAAAAAGGCUAUGUAUUCUCGCGCGAAGUGCAUGUACGAUAAUGGCGGCGAGACGGACAGGGUAGUCCUUACACAAUCGGCCCUCCUCAUGGCAUUCUGGCACUCAAAAGAAGAUGGCCACGCACAACCAUGGUACUGGAUAGGGAUUGCGAUCAGCCUCUGUCAAGUUUUGGGUUUACACCGAGACCCGGAUUCAGCCAAACUUAAUUCGGCCUUUCCUAGUCGCCUGCGUCCUAUCUGGCGCCGUCUUUGGUGGAGUUGCUUCUUCCGAGACCGCUGGUUGAGUCUAACGUUAGGACGGCCCAUGAGGAUCAAUCUUGACGAUUGCGACCAGCCGAUGCCUUCAGCUGCUGAUUUGCUGGGUGAUGUCGCUGAACUACCAUCGUCAAUUACCAACGCUUAUAUCCCCAGUGACUUACCUGAGUUGGCUGAUUAUUGGAUCAUUCUGCUCAAAUUGAUGAGUACCAAGUUUUAUCUCUUCCUCGUGAUUCGGUUUGUUUCUUACGAUGACAGAGCUGCUUUGGUCACUUUCUACUCCCCUUACAUCACCAAGAUCCCGGAACACCUUCCACCUGCCCAUGUGAAGGCAUGGCAAAGUGAGAUACGAAGUCAGCUGGACACAGCGGCAUUGCAAUCCAACUCUAUUCUUAAUGACCUUGUACGAGAAAAACUUCUCGCCUUUGCCGGUCCGAUGACUCCUACUCUGUUAAUACCGGCUAUGCAUAUCCACCUUCAUAAUUGCAAAUCUACAGAUGCUCUUAUGCGUCGUGUAGGCUUUAACAAUUUAGAGCUAUGCAUGAUGGUCAUGGAAAGUUUUCAGGACACGUACUCAGCGGCCGCCUUGUACCGAGGCGUUUUCUUGGUCGCUAUAAACAAAAUACGCCACCACUUCUUGAUUGAGUCGAGCCCACAAAAUACGGAUGUAUCUGACCCAGCUACUUCACGCGUGGAACCCCCUGAAUCAUCAGCCAUACUUCCCACGGUCAGCGACGAUGCCCUCAACGCACUUUUGGAUGAUACAUCUUUCCUCGACUUUUGGGAUUCUUUCAACGUCACUUUCGAUUCUAAUUAUAUGUAA
Molecule: messenger RNA, 1635 nt
Organism: Penicillium hordei
Lineage: Eukaryota; Fungi; Ascomycota; Eurotiomycetes; Eurotiales; Aspergillaceae
Product: fungal specific transcription factor domain-containing protein
Exons: 6
Coding region: 1-1635 (544 amino acids)
Biological process (GO): DNA-templated transcription
Molecular function (GO): DNA binding; zinc ion binding
Source: RefSeq, a predicted model, not a curated record